CCCCACCUGUCUCGAUACCGCCAUGGCGGCGUGGGUCUCCUCCCCCUUCUCCGUAGUCGCCCGCACAGCCAUCAAAACCCUAGAUUUCCUCUUUAAUGUUAUCCAUCUCCCUCGCCGGAGCUGCAGUUCUUCCGGCUACGAGAUGAACUCCGCCGACAACGGCGACACCGUCUCUGCAUCUAUCACCGAAGAUCCCGACACCGGCAUCCUUCCCUUUGGUGAAUCUCUUCUCUACAGACUCUCCCACCACAUCCCCCAGCAUCGUCGCUCCCUUUCCCCUCCAGAUUCUAAUGGCCAGCCACGCCACAGUGACCACUACAACCCGCUCAUGAAGGCUUUCGGUCGGUUCGGCGAAACCGACGAGACUAUCAGCCUCCUUCGCGGGAUGAAUAAACCCAACGUUAGAUGCUAUGCUACUGCAAUGGAUGCCCUAAUCCGUGCCGGCCGCUAUCAAGAAGCCGAGUCCGUCUUCAGCCAAAUGAUCUCAUCGGGUAUCGCCCCCGAUUCUGUUGCCUACUCUAUCCUUGUUAAGAUGUACUGUUUUCAUUACAAACACUUCGCUUCUGCCCGCAAUCUCAUUCAAUUAAUGGUGGAUCGAGGCUGUAGACCGGAUGUUGUGACGUAUUCUACUGUGAUCUCGGGGCUCUGCCGUGCUGGUAAAGUGGAUGAAGCUUUCUCUGUUUUGAAUUCAAUGCUGAAGGAUGAUUGCAUUAUAAAUGCUCACACCUACACCCCCAUCCUCCAGGCUUUUUGCGCUGAAGGGAAGAUCGAUUUGGCCCGUGAGCUCAUGGAGAAGAUGAGGAACUUGGGCUGCCCUCCUGAUGUUGUGAGCUAUAACGUACUCAUCCAUGCCCUCUGUAACGAUGGGGAUUUUGUUGAAGUCGACAGAAUUCUUUGUGAGAGUUCUAAUACUGGUUGGGAGCCAGACUCUGUUUCAUACAAUACUUAUAUCGGCGGGCUGUGCAAGAGGGGGAUGAUUGAUGAGGCGUUCAAGCAAUUGGAUGUAAUGCUGAAUAAAUCAUUGCACCCUACUGAAGUGACUUUGAAUAUACUGUUAGGUCUGUUGUGUCGUGAUUCAAAGAUUAUGGAGAUUAUAUUCUUUUUGGAGAAGAGCUUCGAGCUCAGGCUUGAUGUUGGUGCUGCUACCUAUAACACUGCCAUGACCAGGCUCUGCGAGCUUGGAGAGUAUUCAGCUAUUCCGAACCUCUUGUCUGAUAUGUUCAAGAAGGGAAUAAUACCUGAUGUACAGACCUUUAACAUUGUUAUUUUGAGCCUUUGCAGGGCUGGAAAACUCUAUAAAGCUAAGCAUCUUUUUAAAAGCAAAGCUUUUUCUCCAGAUAUUGUGACAUGUAAUAUCCUUUUACACGAGUUUUGUUUGGCUGGAGAGUUUGAUGAAUUUCAUCAGUUGCUGGGUGAGAUGGGUUCCGGGCAGAUCUCCCCCGACGCCAUCACCUACAAUAUAAUUGUAGAUGGUCUUUGUUGGGAUGGAAAGUUUUCAGAGGCUAUUGAGUUUGUUAGGUCCAUUGAUUUGGAAUUCAAAUCCGAUCAUGUUGCGCAUCUGGCUUUUGGGUUAGUUAAGGGUGGAAGGGUUGGAGAUUUGUUGAGGCUGCUUGGAGAAAUGAUUGAGAAGGGUUUACUGCUGGAUGUUCGCUUGUUUGAAUUUAUGAUACAAGCGUUCUGUAGGAAGGGUUCUUGUGAGAGCAUAGAGAUAUACAAAAUCUGUCUUAUUCUCGACAAAAUGCUUCGAAGAGAUUAGUCCUCUGAGAGACCUAACAUAUUCAACAAUGUACAAAUCCAAUCAAAGUGGUUUUUGAAGGCCUGCUUAUUGCAGAUUUUGAAGCACCUAUUAUUACCUUUAAAAGGGAUGAUUCUGAAGUUUUGAAGUCUGGAUAAACCAAUGCUUUUUGACCUGUUUAUAUAUGAAAGUACGUCGAUGAUGGAGCUAGCAGCAUAACUGGAGCAAAUACAAAAUGGCAGUAGGCUAUGAUUAAUCUAGUAUCGGAAACUAUGGAGAUGAUGAUAGAUUUUAGUAAACUAGCUUUGGUGUACUUGCAACUUGAAGAUUAACUUGAAUGGAAGAAAUAAACGCCUAUAAAUUUGUCCAAGUCUUAAAAGGCUUGAAAAGUUUUGGCUAUAAAGCCUGGGUUGGGUUGAGCUUCUCUUAUAGAAAUAAUGAGUGCUUCUACUGUAGAACAAAAAAAUUGUUAUGAAG
This is a messenger RNA of Phalaenopsis equestris, 2212 nucleotides long. Its product is annotated as pentatricopeptide repeat-containing protein At1g09900-like. Gene Ontology annotation, molecular function: protein binding. The record is from RefSeq and is a predicted model, not a curated record. The transcript has 4 exons. NCBI's taxonomy places the organism in Eukaryota, Viridiplantae, Streptophyta, Magnoliopsida, Asparagales, Orchidaceae. Bases 23 to 1756 code for a protein of 577 amino acids.